AUGGAAGACGUUGAUCGUUUGGACUCUUCAAACAUGACAGUUUUAAAUAAUGUAGAUUCAGUCAUGCAGACACACAGUGAGAAACCUUUACAUAGUGAAACAUGUACUAUACAAAGAUUAUUACACAGGAAUGUUAGUGAAUAUCAUUGUGAUAUUUGUAGGAAAACAUUCCCUUCAGAACAAGAAGUCUUCACACACAAAAAAGUACACAAUAAGGAAAAAUCGUUUCACUGUGAAAUUUGUGGGAAAUCAUUUAUUCAGAAUUCUCAUCUUAUUAUUCAUAUACGUAGUCACACUGGAGAAAAACCCUUCCACUGUGAAAUAUGCGGGAAAUCUUUUGUUAAUAACAUUCACAAACGUAGUCAUACUGGGGAAAAACCAUAUCAUUGUGAAAUAUGUGGCAAGUCGUUCGUCGAUAAGAGUAAUUUAACAAGACACAAAAUAAUACACAGUGGAGAAAGACCUUUUCAUUGUGAAAUCUGUGGUAAAUCAUUCUCUGAUAAUUCUAAUCUUGUCGUUCACAAACGUAGACACACUAGACAAAAGCCUUAUCAUUGUGAAAUAUGUGGGAAAUCUUUUCUCACCAAGAGUCACUUAAAAAGACACAAACAAAUGCAAACUAGAGGGAAGCCUUUUAUUUGUGAAGCAUAA
Messenger RNA from Octopus bimaculoides (California two-spot octopus), 651 nucleotides. RefSeq lists its product as uncharacterized. Gene Ontology annotation, molecular function: RNA polymerase II cis-regulatory region sequence-specific DNA binding; DNA-binding transcription factor activity, RNA polymerase II-specific. The record is from RefSeq and is a predicted model, not a curated record. Gene Ontology annotation, biological process: regulation of DNA-templated transcription. NCBI's taxonomy places the organism in Eukaryota, Metazoa, Mollusca, Cephalopoda, Octopoda, Octopodidae.